Molecule: messenger RNA, 1173 nt
Organism: Colletotrichum orchidophilum
Lineage: Eukaryota; Fungi; Ascomycota; Sordariomycetes; Glomerellales; Glomerellaceae
Product: F-box domain-containing protein
Exons: 3
Coding region: 1-1173 (390 amino acids)
Source: RefSeq, a predicted model, not a curated record
AUGAGCUCCCUCUCGUCCAGCCAAGUCCCUGCUGGUGGAAGCACUGGCGCAUUUCCGCUCCACAAGCUCCCCAGAGAUCUGGUUGUGGAAGUGGUGAGACAGCUCGACAAGAUGAAAUGCGACCCCACCAACCAAGAUGAUGACAUUUCACUUGUCCCACUGUCCAUGACUUGCAGGUUGCUGCGGGACGUGAGUGUUCCAUUUGUGUUCCGAGUUGCCCAGUUGACGACUGCCGAGCACCUACUCGCCGAUCACAUUGAAAGCGUCGAGAUGAAGGAUGAAAUCUGUCGUUCCAUCCAUGUUCUCAGUAUUUACACAGAAGGCCCUUCCGCCUCAAGGACACCCGCAACUUUCAGCCAGAUCCAAGGCAUCAGACUUCCCUGCGAGAAGUCGGCCGCAAGAGACCUUGCCUUCUUCAUCGACAGCUUGCCAAACCUUCAGGAGCUCCGCCUGGACUUCAGGUUCAAGGCAGUCAUGUCUCUGAUCAAGCCGUUGCGCCGGACUCUGGAGUUGCAUGAAAUGGAUUUCACAUCCAUCACCGCCUUGAGCUUUCCUGUCGCGACAGAUCUCACCUUCAUUGCCACGAUGUUUCCCAAUCUGAGAGCUCUGAGCAUUGAAGCGCCAGUCAACAGAACCCUGAAUCAGAUUGCUGGUUUGCGCCAUGUUUCGCGAUCAUUCGGAGCCCAGCUGGUCUACGUCCAGCUGUGCAAAAUGCGAUGGGAGAGGUCGGAUUUUCGAGACAUCCAAAGAAUGUUCCCGCACGUUACGCACCUGACCAUUGGAGGAUCAAUGGCCUUUGGAGGCCCCCCAGGACGUCCAACAUGGGAUCUGCGGGCUGCGACCAAAGACAUUCAAUCCCUGAGAAAACUUCAGGUCCUGGCAAUUUCUGAUGAACGAUCGGUAACGUCACUGUCACCAAUUUCACCAGUCCAUCAUCGGGCUUCCAUCAUAGCUUCGAAGCUCAAGCCUGUGAUUGGCUUCCACAAUGAUAGAUCCAGAAGGACAGACCAGGCGUGGGGGAUCAUACAAAACCUACCAAACCUCAAGGUCGUAUACAUCGUAAACCGCAGUUUUAGUGGGGAUUGUUUUGUGCCCAUCAAAGAUAAUCACGGGGUAGUCAUUGACCUCAAGACAUCCGAAGCUUUUGAGGAGCAGGUUUGGCCUGUUGCCUGA